Echinops telfairi (small Madagascar hedgehog) is the source of this 3110-nucleotide messenger RNA. It is a transcript of the gene SLC20A1, whose product is annotated as solute carrier family 20 member 1. Lineage: Eukaryota; Metazoa; Chordata; Mammalia; Afrosoricida; Tenrecidae. The record is from RefSeq and is a predicted model, not a curated record. Gene Ontology annotation, biological process: phosphate ion transmembrane transport. The coding region runs from base 269 to 2332 and encodes 687 amino acids. Gene Ontology annotation, molecular function: phosphate transmembrane transporter activity. The transcript is spliced from 10 exons. Gene Ontology annotation, cellular component: membrane.
CCCUUGCUCUUCUUCACCAUGGACUUCCACCCCGUGCUUGUAGCCCCCCAGAGCCAAAGACCCCCCAGACCACAGACGCCCCGACGCAGCGUAUAGCAGUAACUCCCCAGCUCGGUUUCUGUGCCGUAGUUUACAGUAUUUAAUUUUAUAUAAUAUAUAUUAUUUAUUAGAGUAUUUUGAUACCUCAUCUUCUGUUUACACAUCCUCCAAGCCGCGCAGUAAUUCUCGUACAUUCAUUUAAAAACAAAAGCCACUACGACUCUUGAGAAUGGCAUCUACCGUGGCCACGCUGAUUACCAGCACUGUUGCUGCUACCGCCACUGUCGCUGCUACCGCCGCUUCUGGUCGGUUGGUGGACUACCUAUGGAUGCUGAUCCUGGGCUUCAUCAUUGCCUUUAUCUUGGCCUUCUCCGUGGGGGCCAAUGAUGUAGCAAAUUCGUUUGGUACCGCUGUGGGCUCGGGUGUAGUGACCCUGAAGCAAGCCUGCAUCCUAGCUAGUGUCUUCGAAACCGUGGGCUCCGUCUUACUGGGGGCUAAAGUGAGUGAAACCAUCCGGAAGGGCUUGAUCGAUGUGGAGAUGUACAACACCACCCAGCACCUGCUGAUGGCCGGCUCGGUCAGCUCUAUGUUUGGUUCAGCUGUGUGGCAGCUGGUGGCUUCCUUUUUGAAGCUUCCCAUUUCUGGUACCCAUUGUAUCGUCGGUGCGACCAUCGGCUUCUCCCUGGUGGCAAAGGGGCAGGAGGGUGUCAAGUGGUCCGAACUGAUAAAAAUCGUGCUGUCUUGGUUUAUCUCUCCGCUGCUUUCUGGUAUUAUGUCUGGAAUCUUAUUCUUCCUUGUUCGUGCAUUCAUCCUCCGUAAGGCAGAUCCCGUUCCGAAUGGUUUGAGAGGGUUGCCAAUUUUCUAUGCCUGCACAAUUGGAGUAAAUCUCUUUUCCAUCAUGUAUACUGGAGCACCUUUGCUGGGCUUUGACAAACUUCCUCUGUGGGGCACCAUCCUCAUCUCGGUGGGAUGUGCAGUGUUCUGUGCCCUUAUCGUCUGGUUCUUUGUAUGUCCCAGGAUGAAGAGAAAAAUUGAACGAGAAAUAAAGUCCAGUCCUUCUGAAAGUCCCUUGAUGGAGAAAAAGAACAGUUUGAAAGAAGACCAUGAGGAGACCAAGAUGUCUUUUGGUGACAUUGAAAGUCGGGGCUCUGUUUCUGACGUCAGCCCUGCCGCUGUGCCCCUCCGGGCUGUGGUGGAGGAGAGGGCUGUCUCAUUCAAGCUGGGGGACUUGGAGGAAGCUCCCGAGCGAGAGAAGCUUCCCAGCAUGGACCUGAGAGAGGAAAUCAGCAUAGACAGUGCCAUAAAUGGUGCCAUGCAGUUGCCUAAUGGAAACCUUGUUCAGUUUAACCAAGCAGUCAGCAACCAGAUAAACUCCAGUGGCCACUACCAGUAUCACACCGUGCAUAAAGAUUCUGGCCUGUACAAAGAGCUCCUCCACAAAUUACAUCUUGCCAAAGUGGGGGACUGCAUGGGAGACUCUGGUGACAAACCUCUGAGGCGCAACAAUAGCUAUACUUCCUACACUAUGGCAAUUUGUGGCAUGCCUCUGGAUUCAUUUCGUGCCAAAGAGGGUGAGCAAAAAGCUGAAGAAAUGGAGAAGCUGACGUGGCCUAAUGCAGACACUAAGAAACGGAUUCGCAUGGAUAGUUACACCAGCUAUUGCAAUGCUGUGUCUGAUAUCCACUCGGCCUCCGAGAUGGAUGUGAGUGUCAAGGAAGAGAUGUCUCUGGGUGACAGAAAAGGAAGUAGGGGCUCUCUAGAAGAAGAAUGGUACGACCAGGAUAAACCCGAAGUGUCUCUCCUCUUCCAAUUUCUCCAGAUCCUCACGGCCUGCUUUGGGUCAUUUGCCCAUGGUGGCAAUGAUGUCAGCAAUGCCAUUGGUCCUCUGGUUGCUUUAUAUCUGGUUUAUGAGACGGGAGAUGUUUCUUCAAAAGCUGCAACACCAAUAUGGCUUCUCCUCUAUGGUGGUGUUGGCAUCUGUAUUGGCCUGUGGGUCUGGGGAAGGAGAGUUAUCCAGACCAUGGGGAAAGAUCUGACUCCAAUCACCCCUUCUAGUGGCUUCAGUAUUGAACUGGCAUCUGCCCUUACUGUGGUAAUCGCAUCAAAUAUUGGCCUUCCCAUCAGUACAACACAUUGUAAAGUGGGCUCUGUUGUAUCCGUUGGCUGGCUCCGAUCUAAGAAGGCUGUUGAUUGGCGACUCUUCCGCAACAUCUUCAUGGCCUGGUUUGUCACAGUCCCCAUUUCCGGAGUGAUCAGCGCUGCAAUCAUGGCGGUCUUCAGAUACGCCCUCUAGAGCGAGAAGCUGUUUGGGAUGGGCCACCUUGCCCAUCCCUGCGCCCUUGGAGAAUGACUACAGUGUUACAGGAGAGUCCUUCAAGUGUGGGAGCCGGGGGAGGGAAGUGUUAUUUGUGCUAUAAUUGCUUUUGUGCUAAAUAUGACUUGUCUCAAAAUUAGCUUUGUAAAAUAGCCAGAUUUCCUCUGGUUCCUAACAAAGUCCCUUUCCCUCUGGGCUGUGAAUUCCUGUACAUAUUUCUCUACUUUUUGUAUCAGGCUUCAAUUCCAUUAUGUUUUAAUGUUAAAAAAAAAAAAGUAAGAAAUCACAGCUUAUCUGCAGAGACAACCUCCAUUCAGAGCCAAUUGACAGGCGUGUGCUCUGCUUUGAUUUCACCAGCUUAUGCCCGACCACGCACAGGGAUUGACCAUCAUAAAAUUACACCGAAGCUCCCUUGUAGUCUCAUAGAAAUAGAGUCAUAUGCACUCUGCCCUCCUGUCAGAGUAGUGCUGGGUUCUCUUGACAUACGGGCGGACCUUCCUGGAGGGAUGAGAGUCUUUGGAAGCAUUGAACAUUUAAGUUCGUAGUAACUUCUUUGAAAGCAUUUUAAUGACUUGUUGCUAAGAAGUAGGAAGAAAAUAUCUCCCAGGAAUCUUGGUUAUUUCUUCUAAGAUUUCUGGCUGUGUGGGAUGGAUGAAUGAAGUGGAAUGUAAAUUUGGGCAAGUUAAACGGGACAGCCUUCCAUGGUCAUCUGUCUACCUCUUAACUGAAUAAAAACCUACAGUUUUUAGAAAACGUU